AUGUAUAAACCUGUAUGUUUUGGUUCUGAAAGCAGACCCCCCUCAGCCUACACCCUGCCUACAUAAAGGUAUAUAUUAUAUUUUUGCUCUGCCCAUAUACAGAUGCUACGCAAAUCAAUUAUUAUUAUUAUUCUUAUCCCAGUCACAAAUGGAAUUAAGUUGUAUAAAACAAAAAAUGAGAUAGCAUAAUAUGUUAUAGUAGCGGGUUUCUUCUUUAACACUCAAAAUAUGUUUCUCUUCUCUUCCAGGUUCAAGAUUUGCUUCUUUUAUACCUACAACCUCAGCUCUUAGUACAUAAUGAGCAUUUUAACAUGUACAUACAUGUAGUUUUGUAUAUACAUGUAACUGUUUUAUAAAUAUUUGACCCCCAGGUCUUUCUUAUUAUGUACACGUAUAUGUAUCUGCCCAUUUAUUACAAGUAUAGGCAUAUAUAUACAUACAUGUAAAAAUAAUUUGUAAAUACAUGCAUUGUAAUUUGUAUAUAUAUAAAAUAUCAUAUAUAUACCGAGCCUGAAAGGUAUCAUCUACGAUAAUUAUGAUGAACACAUGCAGUCGUAGAAGUCUAUUAUUCAUGUCGGAGAACUUUAUGAAACCACCUGUGCCCGCAUUGUGUACUUGUCUAUAUAGCCAAUCAAAUUCUAAAAAACAUUUUUCAGCACACAUGUAUCAUUCAUAUUGGUUUAAAGGUUUAAGCAAUAACGAUAAGUACUGCGACAUAAACACAUCUCCAUCUUGCCGACUUUCUACAACAAGUGUAAAUCCAAAAUUGACAAUAGAUGGUGUAUUCUCUGAUGCCAAUUUUGAGCGAGUUAAGAAGGAACGUUUUGAAAGUGAAGUCAGUGCGAAGUCCUGCUGCACUUGGAAUGAAGGAGAAACCCGCAGAAGCAGCUGUCUUGAUUCCAUUAUGCUACGUUGAGCGUAAACCAUCGAUUCUGUUUACCGUUCGCACGUCAUCAUUACGUAAACACAGAGGCGAAGUCAGUUUUCCUGGAGGCCAUAUAGACUCAACUGAUAAAAAUAUAGUCCAUUCAGCUCUUCGAGAGAUGGAGGAAGAGAUAGGCAUCUCCAUGGAUAAGGUCAUAGUUCUCGGAUCCAUGCCAGCAUUACCAUCACGUUUGAAUAUGUUUGUCACACCAGUUCUGGGAUUUUGUGGAGACAUAGAUAUAAACAAGCUGAAACUUAGUUCAGAUGAGGUAGAAGAAGUGUUCUCAAGAAGUAUAGAGUCUUUAUGUGAUCCCGCUAACUUUGGAACAACCCAGUUUCGUACUGGCACUGGUUACACUCUUCCCGUAUACAUUGGAGGAAAUCAUCGCAUUUGGGGAUUUACUGCCAUAGCUUUGCACCAUACGUUAACUCUGCUUGCCCCCUCGCUUUACAGAGCUAAAGUUAGACACAGACGCUAAUGUGAACUCUACUUGUCCCCUCGCUUUACAGAGCUAAAGUUAGACACAGACGCUAAUGUGAACUCUGCUUGCCCCAUCGCUUUACCGAGCUAAAGUUACACACAGACGCUAAUACAUGUGUACAUGGAAAAGCAUAAAACAUUUACAUUAACAAGAAUAAGUUCCAGAUCAUGGUACAACUAAAUAUAAAAGGUACAUUUACAAGCAUAGGUUCCAGAUAUCCUGGUACCACUAUAAAUAUAAAAUGUACAUUUACAAGCAUAGGUUCGAGAUCCUGGUACAACUAAAUGUAAAAUGUACGUUUACAGGCAUAAAUUUGAGAUCCUGGUUCAAGUAAAUAUAAAAUAUACAUUUAAGAGCAUAGGAUCAAAGAUCGUGGUACAAUUAAAUAUAAGAAGUACAAAAUCAUAGGUUUCAGUUAAGACCAUUGUGAACUGUGUUCAGAAUAAGUAGGGUAUAAUUGAAAGGAAAGGAAUGUUUGUUGUAUGACACCUCAGCACUUUUUAAACCACAGUAAUUUCGUGUCUAAUGUGGUUAUCUCAACACAUUUAAUCUACGGCAAUUUGGUGUCUUAACGUGGCUAUCUCGUGAGAAAGAGAGGACACCUGCUGCUGUCACACAAGCUACUCUUAUAAAACAAAACCUGCAGAAAGUGAUCUCUUGUAUGCACUUUUCCAUAGGCAGGCCAGUAAAGAUUGCAGCCUGGUUUAAGACUCUUAGUACCAUGGACCGGCCUUGGUGGCGUCGUGGCAGGCCAUCGGUCUACAGGCUGGUAGGUACUGGGUUCGGAUCCCAGUCGAGGCAUGGGAUUUUUAAUCCAGAUACCGACUCCAAACCCUGAGCG
Messenger RNA from Gigantopelta aegis, 2247 nucleotides. Its product is annotated as nucleoside diphosphate-linked moiety X motif 8-like. The transcript is spliced from 4 exons. Lineage: Eukaryota; Metazoa; Mollusca; Gastropoda; Neomphalida; Peltospiridae. Bases 777 to 1403 code for a protein of 208 amino acids. Gene Ontology annotation, molecular function: coenzyme A diphosphatase activity. The record is from RefSeq and is a predicted model, not a curated record.